Messenger RNA from Otolemur garnettii (small-eared galago), 878 nucleotides. RefSeq names its product dynein axonemal light intermediate chain 1 (gene DNALI1). The record is from RefSeq and is a predicted model, not a curated record. Gene Ontology annotation, cellular component: filopodium; axoneme. Lineage: Eukaryota; Metazoa; Chordata; Mammalia; Primates; Galagidae. Gene Ontology annotation, molecular function: dynein heavy chain binding.
AUGGUGACGGCAAACAAGGCCCAGCUUGGAGGGGCCGCGUGCUGGGCUGCUACCCCUGCCACCGCCGCCAUGAUCCCCCCUGCGGACUCUCUGCUCAAGUACGACACCCCGGUGCUAGUGAGCCGGAACACGGAGAAACGGAGCCCCAAGGCUCGACCAUUGAAAGUCAGCCCUCAGCAGCCUGGACCCUCAGGUGCAGUCCCACCCAAAACCAAGCUUCCCUCAACCUCCUGUGUCACAGAUCCUACAAAACAGGCAGAAGAAAUCUUGAAUGCCAUUCUACCCCCAAGGGAGUGGGUAGAAGACACGCAGCUAUGGAUCCAGCAGGUGUCCAGCACCCCCAGUACCAGGAUGGAUGUGGUGCAUCUGCAGGAGCAGUUGGACCUGAAGCUCCAGCAGCGACAGGCCAGGGAGACUGGUAUCUGUCCUGUGCGCAGGGAGCUCUACUCACAGUGUUUUGAUGAGCUGAUCCGGGAGGUCACCAUCAACUGUGCAGAGAGGGGGCUGUUGUUGCUGCGAGUCCGGGACGAGAUCCGCAUGACUAUCGCUGCCUACCAGACCCUGUACGAGAGCAGUGUGGCGUUCGGCAUGAGGAAGGCUCUGCAGGCCGAACAGGGGAAGUCAGACAUGGAGAGGAAAAUUGCAGAAUUGGAGACCGAAAGGAGAGACUUGGAGAGGCAAGUGAAUGAGCAGAAAGCAAAAUGUGAGGCCACAGAGAAGCGGGAGAAUGAGAGGCGACAGGUGGAAGAGAAGAAGCACAACGAGGAGAUUCAGUUCCUGAAGCGGACAAACCAGCAACUGAAGGCCCAACUGGAAGGCAUUAUUGCACCAAAGAAGUGAUAAUUUCCAUAUGCGUUUCAGCAAAUACUACUAUCCCA